AUUAAAUACAGAUGUUGAACUGUGUCAGAGUUUGAGACGUCUGCUAGCCGAUGAAAGUGUAAUGAGUUCCCUAGAUCCAGAAACCAGGCGAGUGGCAGAACUUUUUAUGUUUGAUUUUGAGAUCAGUGGCAUUCAUUUGGAUGAAGAAAAGCGUAAAAAGGCAGUCAACCUCAAUGUCAGAAUAUUGGAUUUAUGUAAUGAAUUUCUGACAGGAGCUCACCUUCCCAACAAGAUUGACAAACAUGUUUUGCCAGAGCCCAUUCGAUAUAAUUUUACAACUGAAGGCAAUUACUUACAAGUUGCUGGUCUGCAUGCUGAUUGUCCUGAUGAUCUGGUGCGAGAAGCUGCUUACAAGAUUUUUCUUUACCCAAAUGCUGAGCAGUUGAGCCGUUUAGAAGAAUUGCUUGCUAGCCGAAACAGUCUGGCACAGUUGGUUGGGUACGACACCUUUGCCCACAGGGCUCUUCAGGGAACAAUGGCCAAAAAUCCAGAGACAGUAAGACAGUUUCUGGAGAAGCUUUCUGACCGGUUGUCUGAAAGAACUCAAAAAGAUUUUGAAAUGAUGACAAAGAUGAAAAUGAAGCUCAACCCUCAGAAUUCAAAGCUGAUGCCGUGGGAUCAUCCUUACUACAGUGGCGUCCUUCGUGCUGAGAGGUACAACAUUGACCCUGGCUUGUACUGUCCGUUUUUCUCUCUUGGGGCAUGCAUGGAAGGUUUGAACUCACUGUUCAGUCGGCUCCUAGGAAUCUCCCUUUAUGCUGAACAGACACAGAGAGGAGAGGUUUGGUCUGAAGAUGUUCGAAAAUUGGCUGUUGUUCAUGAAACUGAAGGUUUGCUGGGAUACAUCUAUUGUGACUUCUUUCAGCGACCUGAUAAACCACAUCAGGAUUGUCACUUUACAGUUCGUGGAGGCAGGCUAAGGGAAAAUGGAGAGUACCAGCUGCCUGUAGUUGUUCUUAUGCUUAGCCUGCCCCAUUCAACAAGGGGUGCACCAACCCUACUAAGUCCUGGCAUGAUGGAGAAUCUCUUCCAUGAAAUGGGACAUGCUAUGCAUUCUAUGCUGGGAAGAACUCGGUACCAACAUGUCACUGGAACCAGAUGUCCUACUGAUUUUGCUGAAGUUCCCUCAAUUCUGAUGGAGUACUUUGCAAAUGACUAUCGAGUGGUUAACCAGUUUGCAAGGCAUUAUGAAACGGGACAGGUAGGGAAAAUUAAUAUGUAAAAUAUUGAAAAUAGAAAUAAAUGCAUUCAGGAAAAGAAUCACAUUUUCCUAUGUUAUUUGUUGAUAAUGUUUAAAGUAGAAAUAAACAAUGGAUAGAAAUUAUUUUAAUAUUAUAAUGUCAGUUAUUCAGAAAAAAAUGUUAAUAUUCUUAUUGCAGAAAAGAUAAAUGUAAUCUGUAAAAGAAUACCUAAUCCUUAUAUCCAAGGUUCCAAUUACAUAUUUAAAACUUUCAACCUUUUUUUCCUACAAA
Messenger RNA from Cariama cristata (Red-legged seriema), 1472 nucleotides. RefSeq names its product mitochondrial intermediate peptidase (gene MIPEP). The record is from RefSeq and is a predicted model, not a curated record. The annotation marks the transcript as partial. Gene Ontology annotation, molecular function: metalloendopeptidase activity. Gene Ontology annotation, biological process: peptide metabolic process. Lineage: Eukaryota; Metazoa; Chordata; Aves; Cariamiformes; Cariamidae. The transcript is spliced from 11 exons. Gene Ontology annotation, cellular component: mitochondrion.